Messenger RNA from Clarias gariepinus (North African catfish), 2124 nucleotides. RefSeq names its product FA complementation group E (gene fance). Lineage: Eukaryota; Metazoa; Chordata; Actinopteri; Siluriformes; Clariidae. Bases 151 to 1668 code for a protein of 505 amino acids. The record is from RefSeq and is a predicted model, not a curated record. The transcript has 10 exons. Gene Ontology annotation, cellular component: Fanconi anaemia nuclear complex. Gene Ontology annotation, biological process: interstrand cross-link repair.
GAGAAGCAAAACUGUACAAAGUAACACAUCGGAUUAAAGUUAAAGCUCUGAACACGUCUUACUAAUAUACCUCACGAAUGCUGAAUAGAAAUGGAUUAACACAGAGCUAGACAUUUAAGAAGGCAGAAUCUUCGGAGUGUAUGUCUUAUAAUGAACUCGUUAUUGCAGCGUUUUGGUGGCCGCUCCCGCCUGCUGGUCCAGUGUUUACUCGCAGGAGGAGCACACAGCGCUCAGCACGCGCUCCUCAAACAGCGAGCGGCAGACUCACACUCCCCGCUACCUGCUUUACUGGAGGCCUUAUGUCAGGAUGAAGCGUGUGUGGAUGACGACACUCAUGCACUCACUACUAAACCACUGGUCUGCCUAUUUCCCACUACGUUCAAGCGAGACCUGCUGUGUUUUCUGCAUCUUCAUCCCACCUUACCACGAGAGCAUGUACUGGCACUGCUCCACUGCCUGUCACAGGACACUGAUGAAGAUCCAUGGGUUUGUGCCUUAAUCAGUCAGCUUUAUAAAGACAUUGAGGAUAAGGAUUUAAAAAAAGUGACACUCCUAACACGAGAAUGUGAACUGAGCCUGAAAGACCUCUGUAAUCGGUUCAAAGGUUCUCAGGAAAAAGGGGGGUGGGACGUAUGUCUGAAUGAACAUCAGACUGAUAAAUUGUCCACAGAGUAUCAGACAGAUACAAGUCAAAAGAAGAGGAAGAGUGAAACCACAGACCUUCACAUGGAUGGAGAGAUGGAUGAACCGAAUAGCAAAAGGAGUAAGACUGACCUUGCAGCCCAAGUUGACACUGAAGACGGACUGGCUGUGGGUCAGGAGGACCUGGAUGUAAUGCAGCUUGAUAAAGAACUGGAAGUAGAUUCUUCAGUAAAACCUCCAGCACCAGAAGAAGAUUGCUCAAGUGUCUUACCAGAUCAUAUAAAGGCAGCUGUUCCUUUGAUAAAAGAAUUGUUGGACUCUGGAAUGGAGUGGGAUGAGAGCUCUGUGACCACACUUAAAGUGCUGAACGAAUGUGAUUCAAAUCAGCUGGAGGUGUUUUGUGCAAUGCUGUGUUUGCCUGAAGCAGCUGAGCAGAGUUUACCACAUUUCUGCAGCAGCAUGCUGGCUUUGUCUCCAGAUCUCAGCCACUCCACUACCUCAGUUAUCAUCAAGAACCUUUUACUCAGCAAGGUUCUUUCCCUCACUGAGUCACCCUCCCGCUGUCUAGUCACUGCUGUAACGUCUCUGUGCAGUCGUUACCCGAGGCCAACCUGUCAGGCUCUAAUAGAACCGCUCCUAAAAGAAGGACAAACGGGCAGUGCCCAGGCAGAACUGCUCUCUCGGCUGGUGAAAGACUUCCUCGAACCCCAUCACAGGCUUCUUGUAUUUCAGAUGACACUUAGAGCUUCCUGGAAUGAGGGUGUGUUGUCAGUCAUCCAUGACUUGCUGGAUUCAAAGAUUGAGCUGAAUGAAGAGAUUUUUUCUCUCUUCAUUAAUCAACUGAGCAGUCAGUCUCCACACUUCACCAAGUCUAUGAAGUUUGCCAAAAUGAUGCUGACUGUCCUAACAAAGUUCCAGUCUCAUGUGAAUGCUGCAUAUCAGCACACACUGUCUUGCUGUAUUUCAUUUAAUGAGACAUUCCUGAAGAAGUCCCUCCAAGCAGCUUUAAAGCGCAUUUGCCAUUAAUUGUACUUUUGUAUAGUUUUAUGUCUAAUUUAAUAUUUAAUUUGUAAUUUGUAAUUUGUUUAAUAUGUAAUUUUUACAAUAUAGCCAUACUUCAUAAUGACACUGUGGUGUGAAUAUUUAGCUACAUCUAAACGUCUGUUUAUUUCAAGUGAUAAAGUAAUUGAAAUAAUUUAUACAUUAUAAAAAUGUCUCUUUGCAAACCAUUUGUGGGGUGUGACAUUUAUUAAAAAAAAAAAACACUUAAAAAAGGUUCUAAUGCAAGUGCGGGAGGACUGUGAGCACUGGGAAUCCGUAAAAGAAUGAUUGCAUGGACCUUAUAAGGGAAGAAGUAUGAGAAUGGUCAGAUGAUUUUAAAAACCUCUUUCUGUACACUAUAUAUCUGAUGAAAACCAUUUAACCAUCUCUUUGUCAAUAAAGACCAUCCUGUGUUCAAAGAUUACAACUGUUUUGAAAAGC